UUUUCGACACAACACCCCAUUCUGUUUCCCCCGUUAGCCCGUCAAACCCUGACAUUGCGAAGAUGGAAGCUGUUGUGGUUUAGACCAAGUUUUGUGAAAAGCGUAGCCUGGGACUUUUUCGAGCUCUGUUAUGACAACGUAUCCAGUUGUUCCAGGUGGGAGGCGAGAGGUGUGAACCGAGAGAGCAACAUGUACUCCGAGUGGCGCUCGCUGCAGUUGGUGGUGCAGAGUGACCAGGGCCACCUCAGCGUUCUGCACACCUACCCUCCCGGCGUGGGCACGGAGGUGGCAAAUGCUGUGGUCAAACCUCUGGGCGUGGCUGUGAGCCCCGUCGCCACGGAGAACAUCCUCAAAACAGACAAAGAGGUAAAGUGGACCAUGGAGGUGCUUUGUUAUGGCCUGACACUCCCUUUGGAGGGRGACACCGUCAAGCUGUGCGUGGACGUGUACACGGACUGGAUGAUGGCCCUGGUGUCGCCGAGGGACUCGAUGCCGCAGCCUGUGGUGAAGGAGCCCAACAUGUACAUCCAGACCAUUCUCAAACACCUCUACAACGUCUUUGUGCCAAGGCCUGAGCAACACAGUCUGAACCACAUCAGGCUCUGCCAGCAGGUUCUGACCGCGGUCCAGAAGCUGGCGCGGGAAUCCGUUUCCAUGGUGAGGGAAACCUGGGAGGUGCUGCUGCUCUUCCUGCUUCGCAUCAAUGACACGUUGCUCGCACCGCCGUCGGUCGGCGUUGGGGUAGCGGAGAAGCUGGCAGAGAAAUUGAUGGCGGUGCUGUUCGAGGUGUGGCUGCUUGCGUGCGCGCGCUGCUUCCCMACGCCGCCAUAUUGGAAGACAGCGAGAGAGAUGCUGUCCAACUGGAGACAUCACCCUCCUGUUAUAGAGCAGUGGAGCAGAGUCGCUUGUGCACUAACCUCAAGACUUCUGCGGUUCACUCACGGCCCAUCCUUCCCACCUUUUAAAGUUCCUGACGAGGACACCAACUUGAUUCCUUUAGAGAUGGACAACGAUUGUGUGGCGCAGACGUGGUACCGUUUCCUCCACAUGAUCGGCAAUCCGGUAGACCUGAGCAACCCUGCGAUAGUGAGCACCACUCCGAAGUUUCAAGAACAGUUUUUAAACUCGAGUGGAAUUCCCCACGAGGUCGUGUUGCACCCAUGUUUAAAACAGCUACCCCAGAUCUUCUUCAGGGCCAUGAAGGGCAUCAGCUGCCUCGUGGAUGCUUUCCUCGGUGUGUCUGUUGAAAAGAGAGAUGUACGCGAGAGGGUGUUCUCUUUUUGUCCAGUGCUGCUCUCUCAUGGUAUAUCACGUCCCAGAGCUGACAGUGCCCCGCCCACCCCGGUGAACAGAAUGAGCAUGUCCCCCCCGCCUUCCAUCACCAACACGACACCCCCUCACAGCCGCAAGCAACGCCACGCGGUGGUCACUAAAACUACGAGCAAGAGUUCAACUAGCAGUAACAGUCAACCAACCAAAGCGUCCCAGCAACAGCAGCAGCAGCAGCCGACGUCCUCCCCAACCCUGCUUUCCAGCCCCAACCAGAGUAGUUUAGAGUCCCGGCCGCUGCCGGCCCCGGCACGGCCYAAGGUCAACAGCAUCCUUAACCUGUUCGGUCAGUGGCUUUUCGACGCCGCUCUGGUCCACUGUAAACUCCACAGCGGCCUCAGCCGAGACCCCAGCAUGACYGCGAUCGCCACUCAGGUGGGUUUGGAGCUGAGGAGGAAGGGUUCCCAAAUGUCCACGGACUCCAUGGUGCCCAACCCUCUGUUUGACAUCAACGAGUUCCCCGAGAGCUACGAGGCGGGGCGCGCCGAGGCCUGCGGGACACUCUGUCGCAUUUUCUGUAGCAAAAAAACCGGAGAGGAUAUUCUUCCUGUUUACCUGUCCAGGUUCUACAUGGUUCUGAUUCAGGGUCUCCAGAUUUCUGAUUUCAUCUGUAGACCUGUCCUGGCUUCUAUCAUCCUCAACUCUUCCUCUCUCUUCUGUACUGACCUGAAAGGCAUCAACGUUGUCGUGCCCUAUUUCAUAGCUGCUUUGGAGACAAUUGUACCAGACAGGGAGUUGUCCAAAUUCAAGAUUUAUGUAAAUCCUACUGACUUGAGGAGAGCUUCCAUUAACAUUCUUCUUGCCAUGCUGCCGCUGCCGCAUCACUUUGGAAACAUUAAAUCAGAGGUUCUGCUGGAGGGGAAGUUUAACGAGGAGGACGGSUGGCCUCAUGACCAGCCCGUGUCUUUCCUGUCUCUGAGGCUUCGUCUCGUCAACGUCCUCAUCGGAGCGCUGCAGACUGAGACCGACCCCACCAACACACAAUUGAUCCUUGGUGCAAUGCUGAAUAUUGUCCAAGACUCUGCAUUGUUAGAGUCCAUAGGAGCACAGACGGAAACAGGCAGCAUAGACGGGAGCCACGUGACCCUGAGGGGUCACAGUCGCACCAACAGUGGUGUCAGCUACACCAGUGGAAGCACCGCAGAGGCUACCAGUCCAGACUGUGAGCGUCCUGCACAGGCGCUGCUCAGAGAUUAUGCUCUUACAGAUACGGCGUCGGGUCUGCUGGUGCGCAGCAUCCACCUCGUCACUCAGAGGCUCAAUUCCCAGUGGAGACAGGACAUGAGCAUUUCACUGGCUGCCCUGGAGCUGCUGGCUGGGCUCGCCAAGGUAAAGGUAGGAGUGGAUUCUGGAGACCGCAAACGUGCCGUCAGCUCUAUAUGUGGMUAUAUUGUGUACCAGUGCAGCCGUCCAGCUCCUCUUCAGUCAAGAGACCUUCACUCCAUGAUCGUGGCUGCCUUCCAGUUCCUCUGCGUGUGGCUGACGGAGCACCCUGACAUGCUCGAUGAGAAGGUUUGUUUGAUGGAAGUGUUGGAAAUAGUGGAGCUAGGAAUCUCCGGCAGUAAAUCUCGCCAAGAUCAGGAGGUUCGUCAUAAAGGAGAGAAGGAGCACAACCCAGCUUCAAUGAGGGUGAAGGAUGCUGCGGAGGCCACUUUAUCCUG
Austrofundulus limnaeus is the source of this 2990-nucleotide messenger RNA. It is a transcript of the gene ralgapb, whose product is annotated as Ral GTPase activating protein non-catalytic subunit beta. NCBI's taxonomy places the organism in Eukaryota, Metazoa, Chordata, Actinopteri, Cyprinodontiformes, Rivulidae. Gene Ontology annotation, molecular function: GTPase activator activity. Gene Ontology annotation, biological process: activation of GTPase activity; regulation of small GTPase mediated signal transduction. The record is from RefSeq and is a predicted model, not a curated record.